This is a messenger RNA of Drosophila gunungcola (fruit fly), 1585 nucleotides long. RefSeq names its product RAB6A-GEF complex partner protein 2. Lineage: Eukaryota; Metazoa; Arthropoda; Insecta; Diptera; Drosophilidae. The record is from RefSeq and is a predicted model, not a curated record. Bases 53 to 1369 code for a protein of 438 amino acids. Gene Ontology annotation, biological process: retrograde transport, endosome to Golgi. Gene Ontology annotation, cellular component: Ric1-Rgp1 guanyl-nucleotide exchange factor complex; Golgi membrane. The transcript is spliced from 4 exons.
GUCACUCUACUCGGUUCCCGAUGUAUUUGUUGCCUUUGAAAAACGUAAAUAAAUGAUUGAAAUCAAAGCCAAAUUGGUACGAGCGGACUCGGCCAUCUACGCCACCGGCGAGCGAGUCGAGUGCCUGAUUGAGUUCACCCACAGAGUGUUCACGGAUGAGCACAGCGCAUCCCAAAGCGGAAAUGCCAACGAAGCAAGCCCGGAAAACCUCGCCUGGGCUUCGGCGCAGUUGCAUUGCUACCGGAAGACCAGCUACUCACACACAUCCACUGGAGACAGGACGGCCGAACUCACGGAAAUGGUAGGGCGGACAGCCUUGGAUGCGGUGACCCAGGCGCCCGGCGAGGUGAUUGUGGCCACCAAACCCAAGAUCCUCUUCUGCGACCUGCGCCUGCAGCGUGGAGAGACCAAGAUGUAUUUCUUUAACGAAUUCGUGCCCCGCGAUGGUCCACCAACAUAUAGAGGUCAUAACAUCCGGUACUUCUACAAGAUCACCAUUGCCACGCAACGGGUCAAAUCGAAGGUUCAAACACUGACCGUUCCUAUCCGUGUGCUGCCUAUUCCGAUAAUUUCCCGGCCCGAUGAACUGCCCGUAACUGUAGAGACCAACGAGGAGCUGGCACCCACUAAUCCCUUCCUGGAGAAGCGCGAGAUAAGCGAACUGGAGAUAUCCUGGCAUCAUCUAAAGAACGUAACAGCUCGCCGGGCGCCCAAGUUCUAUCGCAUUUCAAAUAAGCGUGGAUUCGUCGGUCGCUUCUGCUUAUUCAAGCCAGCCUACAAACUGGGCGAGGACAUCGUGGGCAGCCUGGACUUUGGCCAGUGCCAGGUGCGCUGCGUCCAGUUCUCGGUGAAGCUGCAGCAGCAGGAGCUUUCCAUCCGGCCACAGCCCGUCCAGAACCAGCAGCUCCAAUCCCAAUCCUCUACGGGGGAUGAUGUCUCCUCGAUGAACUCUUUUGACAUGGCCAGCAUAGCUAGCGGAGUGGUUGCCGAUAACCUGCACAAAUCGGCCACUUCUGGAAGCUCACGGGACAAGGACGCUCCCGAACCAAGCGGGAAACUGUCUACCAUUUCCACCUCCCAUCAGGUGUGCUAUGCCACGCUGCAGACCCAGGUGGUGGUGCCGAUUCCGUUGCAUGUAACGCCCACCUUUCGAACGGAUCUCGUCGACGUCCGGUGGCGAUUGCACUUCGAAUUUGUAACCACCACGUUGAUGGAUUUUGGCAUUCCGAAUCCAGAGUUCGGCGAGUUGAAAGCACCUGCAGAGUUGCCUGUAGAAACGAUGGUGUGGAACCUGCCGGUGACCAUCUACGCGGCGAAUCCUCUCCAGAUAUACUCCCCCAACCAGACCUUUAACAUGCUCAUCAAGUGAUUUGACAACUUGGUUGCAAUGUACAAUAGGCUAAACAAAUUUUAGGUAAUCGCAAAUACGGUGUUCUUGCAGUUAACUGGUGUUUUGUUAAAAAGUUAAGUUUUUUAAAGAGAUAUAUAAUAUAAAAACAUUCACCAGAAGAUCAUUUUAUACCUAUGUAAUGAUGCUAAAAAAAUGUGAUUAUCUAAUAAAAGUAAUAACUUUCCAUUACACCAA